AUGGCUAUCAUUGUCCAGUUCCCUAGUCUAAAUUUCUUCUCAUUCGGCCAUCCUAGCAUUGAGGGUACUAUUGAGCGGUACCUAUCGCAAGGCCUUCCUCAACCUGCUGAAACCAUGUUGUGCAUUGAGCCUUCGCGCAACAUCAACAAUGGUGAGCUUAGCACACAACUAUCUCAGGUCAACAACAAGUUUGGCACCGAGAGGAACAACAACGAUGAGCUAAACCGGCUCCAAAAGGUUGCAAUGACUCAAAUCUCGGGUACAGAUCUGAUUGAAGACAUGGACAUGCCACAACUUGAACAUUUUAAGGAGACCUUAGAAGAACUCCAGAGGAAGGUCAGAUUCUAUUAUAAUGGAAUCGUAGAUGAGGGUGUUGUUAUUGGAGCAUGA
Molecule: messenger RNA, 390 nt
Organism: Lotus japonicus
Lineage: Eukaryota; Viridiplantae; Streptophyta; Magnoliopsida; Fabales; Fabaceae
Product: agamous-like MADS-box protein AGL62
Exons: 1
Coding region: 1-390 (129 amino acids)
Source: RefSeq, a predicted model, not a curated record